AUGCUGCAGUGAGUAUAGUCCAUCGAUGCCACCUUUUGAAGGUUCCGUCUGUUGAACCAAUGGGGGUAUUCAGUACUAAUGGCAGCACCUACCGAUUUGUUCAAAAAGUGAUGCAGCAUUCAGUGGAUCUGGCCUACCCAGAUAAAAAUCACUACAUGCAACGCAACAAACAUCUCAUCCAGCCUCAUUCCAACCGAAUCACUGCCGCAGUUUGCCUUCAACGUGGUGGAGCCAGUAAUGACGACAUUGCGUUUAAAUUGCGCUGGAGUCCGACAUCUGUGCCCACAUACUUGCGUGACUGCUUCCAAGGCGUCGGUGAUCUGUUGCAGAAGGCCAUUACUGGAGUGAUGAAGAUGUCUUUUUCAUAG
This is a messenger RNA of Cylindrotheca closterium, 368 nucleotides long. The record is from the annotation of a GenBank genome assembly. Lineage: Eukaryota; Bacillariophyta; Bacillariophyceae; Bacillariales; Bacillariaceae.